This is a messenger RNA of Medicago truncatula (barrel medic), 1114 nucleotides long. RefSeq names its product tropinone reductase homolog At5g06060. Gene Ontology annotation, molecular function: oxidoreductase activity. The record is from RefSeq and is a predicted model, not a curated record. The coding region runs from base 17 to 949 and encodes 310 amino acids. Lineage: Eukaryota; Viridiplantae; Streptophyta; Magnoliopsida; Fabales; Fabaceae. The transcript is spliced from 5 exons.
CUGUAAUUACAACAAAAUGCAUCAAACUUGUCUAUGUGCUACUCUCCCACUGCAGUCAAAGAGAAAUUCUUCAAUAACAACCUCUUUCAAGCUUACAAAACCAUCACAAUCCACUCACACAAGAACAAUUAGGUCUCAAAGCAUGUUACAUUCCCACACCCCAACAAACCAUAAAUGGUCUCUUAACGGCAUGACAGCUCUUGUUACAGGUGGAACUCGCGGAAUUGGGUAUGCCAUUGUGGAGGAAUUGAUGGGGUUUGGUGCUAAAGUGCAUACUUGUGCUAGAAAUGAAGAUGAUCUUAAUAAGUGUUUGAAGGAUUGGAAUCAUUUGGGUUUUGAGGUUACUGGUUCGAUUUGUGAUGUGUCAGUUCCACAACAGAGGGAAGUGCUUAUGGAGGAUGUUUCUUCUGUCUUCAAUGGGAAACUCAACAUCCUUAUAAACAAUGUAGGGACAAACAUUCGGAAACCAAUGAUAGACUUCACAGCUGCAGAGUUUUCCAGACUCAUUGAUACCAAUUUAGGAUCCACCUUUCAUAUGUGCCAGCUUGCAUAUCCACUUCUCAAAGCAUCAGGAGUGGGUAGUGUUGUUUUUAUAUCUUCUGUUUCUGGCUUUGUCUCACUGAAGUCAAUGUCUGUUCAAGGAGCAACAAAAGGGGCAAUUAAUCAACUUACGAGAAAUCUAGCUUGUGAAUGGGCAAAAGACAACAUAAGGAGUAAUGCAGUUGCACCUUGGUACAUCAGAACUUCGAUGGUAGAGCAAGUUCUGAGCAACAAAGACUAUUUGGAAGAGGUGUACUCUCGAACUCCCCUAAGACGCCUAGGCGAUCCAGCAGAAGUGUCUUCUCUUGUUGCCUUUCUUUGCUUACCAGCUUCGUCAUACAUCACUGGGCAGAUUAUAUGUGUUGAUGGAGGAAUGUCCAUCAAUGGUUUCUCCCCGACACACAUCUAAGAACUGCAUCUCAAGCAUAGUCCUUGUAUUUUAUUAAUUUUCCUCGUCACCUGCCAUUACAAAGGACCGAGGGACUGAGUUCAAAUCUAAAGAAAUGGUUAUAAAAUGACAAUAAGUGUUACCCGUAAUGAAUAAUAAUUUCCUAUUCUCCAUUUUUUUUUUAAA